AUGAAUGUCGUUCGGCUUCUCCUGGCCCUGAUCGCUCAAACCGCGGCUCAAGGUUCUCAGCUAAACUGCGCGGGCUACGAUAUAUCGGUCCAGCCCAGGAGUCCUUCUUUCGGGGGAGUUUCUGGCUUUUACUCGAUCGCCAAAGGCAUUUCGGACGGUCUGCAGACUUCGCUCAGCGAUAAAACCUUGAAAGUGAGCCUAGAAGAGAAGCUCGGCAGUGUACAUUUUUUUGCCAGGACAUCAACUCUCUCGUUUUCGGAGAUGACACCACAACUGUCACCACAGGCCAAGUUAUUACCGACGUCGUGAAAAGUCAGGUGGGAAAAGUCUUGUCUAUCCUCUUGAAAGAAUAAAUUUCAUGUUAACACUUGAAACUUUUUCAACUUCUUUUUAUCAAAAUCCGGAAAACUGCAAAAAAUAUAUCUUCUCGAAAGCCGCUUCUUCAAAAAUUUCUUGAGAAACUAGAACCUUGAAGCAUCAGUUCUGAAAAGAGGAGGAGAUUGAAACUUUCAAAAAUCUCAUUUAGAAUAUCUGAUAAUGUUUUUAUUCUUUAAGAGAUAAUUUAAAUUCUGAGCACAAGGAUCGCAAUUAGAAGUUUAACUUCCAAAAAUUCCUAGUUCUAACUCUAAAAAACUUGCACUAAAAAUUUGUUGCUUUUGAAUUUCUUUUUUUUUGCAAUCCUGUCUUCAAAAGAUGAGAAAGAAGUUCUGUAAGUCGAUUGCAUUCCACAAGCUUCUAGUUUAUCAUCAAAGGAAAAGGCGUUGGCCUCUUUAUCACGGAACAGUUUAUCAUCAAGACGUAGAUUCUGAAAGUAGUAUCACCGUGUGUUCAAAUGUCGUCAUAAUAUACAAACAAGGCAUACGUUUUUUUCAAAGAUUCUUCAAGAGAAAAAAAGCAAAAAGAUUUGAAAAUUCUUCACUUCAAAGUUUUUAAGACUAUUAUCCAAAAAAAUUAAAAAAACUAACAAGUCUGAAUAAAGUGGUAAUUUUUUUCGGUUGAAAGAAAUUCAUACUUUUUGCAAAAAAAUUUGACUUUUUCGGUGCUUAUAAAUUGCUUGAAUGUGAUGUAGUAGUGCUGGAAAAAAAAAUCUAAAGCAAAAUCGUCAAGGCAGGAGCGAUCGUUUUCUGGAGCAUCGGAUUCGUUAUUAUUCUAGCGGCACUGAUUUUUGGAUUUACGACGUGCUGUUGUCAGUUGUGCUGUGGGUCCAAAAAUGAAGAAGAUGUAAGGUUUUUUGAUUUUUCUCUCAAGUCUCAUUGCAAUAGCAGGAAACACGGUCAAAACUUCUCGGCGGUAUUUAUGUGUUUCUGCUGGUUGCUGCCUUCGCUUUCAUCAUUACCGGCAUCAUUAUUUUUAACAUUUCUGCUACCAAUCUCUAUUCUGCCAUCGACAAUGAGCCCACGUUCUCCAAUGCAAUCCAAAACGGUAGUCCUUCCCCAAAUUCCUUCGAAGCUAGUAAUUUCAGAUCUCAAUCGGACUCUAAUCAACGGAACGAUGCAGAUGACGUGCACUGUCAACCAGACGACGACCUUGACUUUCAACAACAUCGAAAACAUUCUGAGUACCUACUCGACAGUGAUGUUCGCCAACGUCUCAGAUCAAGUUGGUCUCACGAAACUCAACCAAGUUAGUUUUUAUUAUACUUUCCCGGAAGUUAAUUUAUUUUUUGAAAGGAUAACCUUACCGUUAUCUCACAACAAAUAGAUUCAACAGUUGAUGCUGGAACAACGUUCAUAACUGAUGCCAACCAAUUUUUGAACGCGGGAGGGGCCAAAAACUGUCACGACCAAGUCAAGAAGCUCCUCGACAUUGUGCAGCAAAACCAAGUGGCCUUGACAGCUGCUCAGAAGGUGACUUUCAUCCAUUUAGCUUUGAUUCCGCAGUUCCGCUCUUUUCAGCAGUUCAAAAAUGUAGCGAACCCGCUUGAAAUUUCGCUACAGAACAUCAACAAAAACAUAGCUGCGACUCAAAAUCAGGUUUUAGCAAGUCUAAGAAUCGGAAAAAUAGCUUUUUGCAGGUUCAACAGCAAAUCGACAGCUCCAUCGUCCAGAUGAACAGUGCACAGGCAGACAUCGCAUCUUCCAUGGACAACGUUCAGUCUGCCGUCAACCAGACCAUUCAGGAGAUCCAGUCUGUAGUCAACGCCCUCAACUCUGCUCAGAGAGACACCGUCACUGUCAGUAGAUUCAACCUUUGACAGAAUGAUGAUAUAAUCUGCGAGAAUAACCAUUUUUAAGAGAUUAUUUUCAGUGGAACGGCUACGGAGUGGUUCAGAACUCGGUGCGAGCCGCGAUGACGACACCGAGUGCGAUCGCGUUGUUCUUCGCCUUCUUGGGCGUCGUCUGCGUCCUCGUAGGACUACUUCUGCCUUCCUACUCGGACUCGAGUCGAGGUGUCGCCUCUGUCGUCACUCUCGUAGGAUUCUACGCCGUCGUCUUCCUCACCGUCAUAGCUAUGGCCGUAGCAAGGUGCUCCCAAAAUCGAAAAAGAUUGAGAGCGUAGACAAAAAUUGAUCAAAGUUUGCAAGCUUCAUAGCAACUGUAUCGCAGAAAUUCCGCGCCGAGUCAUUCGAAAAGCGGGAAAUGCUUUCAAACCAGAACAAAUCGAAUCAAAUAUCGACACUAAUCAACACCUCUGCCUUCUUUCCAAAGUUAUUCAAAGCUUGAUAAGGAAGAUUUGAAAUGAGAUAAUGUGAUGAACCACUCAUAUUUCUGCUAUGUUUUCUAUUUUUUGUCUGAGAAAAGAUUACUGAAACAUAUACUGAAAUGGAGCAAAAAGAAACGGACUUCAGCUCGUCGUUUGUGCUCGGCUGGGGUCUUUCGGCGGUUUGUGAGCCGGUGUUCCAGGACCCGUCGUUCCGUUUUUUCAACGUCAUCGGCAAAAACAUCACCAUUACUGGCUUCAAUGGAGCGCCACCUGUUUUCGUCAACAUAUCGUGAUUUUUCAAAACAUUUAGAAAAAAAAUUCACUGAAUAAUAUCAUCUGUUGUUGGGAAACAAAUUUGGACCUUCCGUCUAUUUAAAAAAAAUUUCAAUGCAUUUUCAUGAGAAAAAUACUAUUAUUUUUUCUCUUCACAACGUGGUUUGGUUUUUUCAUAGUCAAUUCUUCCUGUCUUGAAAAGCGAAAUGCGUAGUUUGGCAUAAGUAAAGUGUUGCGUGGGCGACGCGACUUUUGGCGGGCAACUCGAUUUCAAACGCGACUCGCUAUUUUCCUUUUUUUUUCAAAAAAAUUGGUGACUAAUUCUUGACUCACCUCACUUUCAAAAAUCAGAAGUUGCUACGUUUCAGUGAUAUUUUCAUCGGUUGCCGAAACAACCAGACUCUCUUUGAAACAAUCGAUGGCCAGGCACUUCUAUCCAGUGUGUACUUCUAUCUAAUUCAGGAAUCAAAUUUGCUUAUGUUCCAGCACAGCUUAUCGACCAGCAGCUGAAUCUGACACAAUACCAAGAGCAGGUCGACCAACAGAUCGACAGCGCAAAUUUCAACUUGACCAUCGACCCCAACGCCCUUCAGCUUCUACAGGUUGUCAAAUAAUUAAAAACUUUAAGAAAGAAUGAAAUAAAUUUCAGUCGUUUUCUGAGAGUCUUCAGAAAAGUCUGGAGGCGACAGCCGCUGAACAGCCUUUCCUACAAGCUUGUACCGUAAGUCCCAACUUCUGUCAACCAAAAUUUUAGUUUUUUUUUAAAGAGCGAUGACGCUAGUAAGCUCAAAACCGACGCACAAAACUAUUACACGUAAGUAAGUUGAAUUUGGGUUGGAUAAAAAAAAGAUUAAUUCCCAGCAAAUUCAAUUUUUAAAAACAUUUCCGAUUUUGUCUGUUUUUUAUGAAAAGAUUUUUGAUAAGGGUCACGAAACGCUUUACAAAUUUGAGUUUACUCAAGUCUACUCAUUUCUAGAAAAUUUUCAAGGAAACAAAAACGAAGAUAUUCAAAGAAAAAAUUUAAGUUUUUCUUCAGACAAUUGACUGCAUUGACGGCUUCAACCAACGAACUAUAUAUCGACGUCUACAAUGUCAGCAACAGCAAUAUCGUAAGCUGGUUCUAACAAAGCAUUUCUUAAUUCUUAAAUUUUCUUUUAGUCGGGUAUUCUGAAAACGCAAAACGACGUCCAGUUCAACUUGGCUUACACCAGCAUCAACAGUUCUAUUAACGGUCUCAUUGUAAGCACGAAAACUGAUUCUCAUAUUAUUGAUAAAUUCAGUACGACUUAUCGAACAACGUCUUCAAAUGUCAACCGCUUUACCAGAUCUACGAAAACUCUGGCAACGUCAUCUGCCAGCAGUUCGGUGAACCUAUUCAUGGCAUCUGGGCAGCCGCUGGUGUGUUUUCUAGAAAUUAGAAGAACUGGGGCUUAGACCAGCUAAAGAGAAGUUUCAUAUAUUGGAAUGCUUUCGAGAAAAAGGAGUUUGUUAUACAAAAGAAAAAAAAAACGCAUAGCGGAGUUAGUUUGCGAAAAACUUGUUUUGAGGACUCGCGGCGAUCAUGUUCUUGCCCUUGGCGAUAGUUCUUCUGUGCACAUACCGCUGGCUGAGGAAACGAAGCGAUGUGGAGACGUGGCGCCAGGUGGGCGGCAAAAGGCUUUCGCGCCACGAAGUCGGCACUUUGCGCUCGAAUGCCCUUGACGAGUACGUCCCCAGCACCUAUCCCGAAAACUUGUGAGUAACUCGCAGUUCAGUCUUUUCAUAGACAGUGUUACUUUCCUUAAGUAAAACUAGUUUUUUUUUAGCUUUCCCAGAGCGUACGCCUCUGGUAACUCCGUCUACCCAGAAACACCGUGAGUUCAUUUAAAGGAAUAAUUUUCAUAGAGGUGUUCGAGAAGAAAUGUAUUGUUAUACUGACUCUGAGGCAGUCCCCGAAGAGUUAGCGAAACUCCAAGAAAUUUAAGUUCUGUUGAGUAUAAAAAUUGUUUCUACAAAUCUCUGCGAAACCAGGUUAUAUAUUGGCUUACACAAAUUGAAAGAAGUGGAUAUGAGAAAAGUCUAUUGUGCAGAUACUUCGACACGAUAACAACGCAACAACCAAUUCCCAGAAUAGAUACUUCGUACCCGCCGUGAGUUUUUCAUCCGUUUCCAACUCUAAAAAAGACGCUUGGACAGAGCGGACGAAGGGGAAAGAUGGAGGAGCGACGAGGCUUGGGGCAGCGACGAUUCAGAACGGCCGGCGCCUUCGGUCCAUGGCCUCCGAAGACGGUGACACCCGUAUAAAUACCUUGUUACUUUGUAAUUAAUUAUAAAUUAUUCGUCAUUCGAAAAGUGUUCAACAGGCAAUGAUUAGCAAGCGGAAUUCGAUCACAUUAAUCGACAGCCAGAUAAGGUUUUCUUUAUCGAUAAGAAGCUUAUAAUUUAUGGACCAGCUGCGGCGCACCCACUCUUCGAUUUGCUCUGCCACCGUUUCUUUUCCAAUAUCGAUUUUUUAAUGUUCGAAAUAUAGUAAAAUUACAAUCAUACAUAUUACGCUUGUAAUACGAUAUAAACAGCUCAAUUAAUUUCGCUGAAAAUAUUUCAAUGACAGAGCAGCCUAGAAAUGAAAAAAGCCGUCUGGAUUCUCGCGUUUGUUGUUGCUGUGUCAGCUUUCGACUCGCAGUUGAACUACGGUUGCAACUCCAAAAAGUGUACUUUCCAGUUCGUCCUUCCGGAGGUACGCUUAUCAAACUUCAAGUUUACGAGAACUACAUAAGGUUCUUUUUUUUUUGUUUCUUCCACUGCUGAAAACUGAAUUCGCAGCUUCAUAGCCGGAAGACUAUUUUCCUACAAAAGCUUUUGUACAUACUCACGUUGAAAAAGAGUUUCUCAAUCUUUUCAAGUUCCGAAUUUACCUGAAGCUAAUAUUUCAAAAACGUUUACCGAAGAUCAUUCGAAAGGAGAAAAAAUUCAACAUGAAAAUUAUCAAAGGAAGUAGCCCGAUACGUUGAUCCGGCAGUUCUCACGACUCAGCUGUCGCAAAUCACCAGAAAUCUCAACACUCUGACAAAUACUGUCGGAGCACUCGGCAAUGUGAGCAGCAACGCCGAUCAGUUCAACUCGGUAGGUAGAAAAUAUGACCAAAUGUAAUCCAUUUUUAUGCAGACAUUUUACGAGAAAGAAGGACCGGUGGAAAAUCAGAUAAAUCUGUUGGCGGCGUCUACGACCAACGCAAGCAGCAACGUCAACUCAACUCUUAAACGUGCCCAAGACGCAAAUGCGGGAGCCGCAAUGUUCCCGGACAUAAUUGCGUGCUUCAAGAACUCUUCAGCCCCUAGCUCACAAUGCCUUGCAGCGACGACGACGGUCGCACCGACGACAGUAAAGUUGACGACACUUCAGAGCUUAGGCACCACUGUCAAGUUCACCGGAUCCACGACGACUGGACCGACCGGUGGAACGACGAUCAGCCCUGGUGACGUCACAACUGGAACUCCUGUCACCGGAAAAACUUCAACUAUCACGCCAGCAGGAGGAUCUAGCACACAAUCUUCUACUGUCACAUCUGCAACAACCAUGUCUACCAAACAAACGACAGUAGCACCUGGGUAA
This is a messenger RNA of Caenorhabditis auriculariae, 6507 nucleotides long. The record is from the annotation of a GenBank genome assembly. Lineage: Eukaryota; Metazoa; Nematoda; Chromadorea; Rhabditida; Rhabditidae.